This is a messenger RNA of Hyaloscypha bicolor E, 502 nucleotides long. RefSeq lists its product as uncharacterized. The transcript has a single exon. The coding region runs from base 117 to 461 and encodes 114 amino acids. NCBI's taxonomy places the organism in Eukaryota, Fungi, Ascomycota, Leotiomycetes, Helotiales, Hyaloscyphaceae. The record is from RefSeq and is a predicted model, not a curated record.
GAACCGUGGGAUAUACUGAGCCGGCCUCGCUGUGCUAGGUUUGGGGCGUGCUGAACCGAGACGCAGGCCAGCGUGUAAGAAGGGAAUGCCGUUCCCAUUUGUAUUGAAGGGCACGUAUGCAUUGUGGCGUUUUGGGCUGGGGAAGGUCUAUAUCUCAAUGUGAAAAUACGCUUGAUCAUUCAGCCCCUUUCGUCAUUGUGCUUGUGAUACUUGAUGAGUGGGCAUGUGCAAAUUUAGUUGGAAGGGAAAAAUCAAGCCAGUGCUUGACAGUAUUCGUUCUUACCAAUUUUUUUGUUGAUAUUUCAGACCAGCUCUACUGUGUUGAGGAGUCGGGUAAUAAUAUACGCCAGAAUUGCUUAGAGAUGCAGGGUUGUAAUGUGUACUGCGGCGAGGCUUUAGGCCAGAAGUAUUCUCAACCGAAAAGAUCAAGUAUACGAAGCAAUAAUAUUUCUAAAGAAUAGGAAAACAGUCAUGUGCGAUGACAGACUGUAAAGAAAUUCGA